AUGCUGGUCUGAAGCUUAUUAAAAAUGGGAGUUGUUUCCCCAUUACUUUUGAGUUUGUUAACAGUUGCUGUUCUUUCGAAACCAGCUACUUCCAUUCUAUGCAACAAAACAACCGGCAAUGUGGAAAACUCUCUCAAGCAACACUUGUUCUGCAACGGAUACGAUCCAUUCAAACGGCCUGCCAAAAGUGAAUUCGAGACGAUCAACAUAACAGUGAUGUCCUAUUUGUACAAAUUUGACGUUAUCGAGUACUCGAAAACCUUACAUGUUGAAAUGAUAUAUGAGUUUACAUGGCAAGAUACGUCAUUACAAUGGAACGCAUCCGACUGGUCUGACAUUGCUUUGUUGCGUCCCAACAACGAUGAAAUUUGGAUUCCAGAGUUUGAGCACGUUAAUUCUGAUUAUGAAGGUGAAUCUUCCGUAACAUGCAACAAUCCGCACUGCUUGUUGUCUGAAACAGGAAAAUUGGUCUGUUCACCGACUUGUAUACUCGAUGCCAAAUGUUCGUAUGAUUACUCACGUUGGCCCUACAAUACCAUGGUGUGUCAGACGUGGUUCUCGAAUCAUGACAAGGAGCUCGUAGACGAAAUUAACUUCUUACCAUUUGAAACGAUAGUGGGAUGGGGGGAUGAUCCUGCUUCAGCCAAGUGGUGCAUUACAUCGUUUACAUCCGACGCAACAAUGCUGAACAUUCCGGGAGCCACCAAACGAAACGUUAAGGAACUAAAGUUCGAAUUGGAACAUACUCCUCACGUUGUACUGGUCGCGUUGUAUUUUCCAGGAUUUGGUCUAAUCAUGUUGAAUAUUUUCAUCUGCUGGUUGCAUUCUCUUGCAAGUGAGAAGAGGAAAAUUAUAAUUAUAUCUUUGUUGUGCCAUUUUCAACUUUUUCGUAACAUGUCAGAUCAAUUCACUCAAGUACCAGGCGCGGUGAUGUUUGCUGUCGCAUCGAUGAUAUUGACAUUGCUGUUGUUUGUGAUCACACUUAUCCUGCGUUGGAUGCACGAUCUUCAUACAACUCCACCAAGAAUUGUUAUACGAUGGAUGAGAUCGUUGACAGGCAAUCGAAUGAUGGCAUGGUUUGUGCAGACAGAAUAUCUCAGCCUCGGACACAAACCAACUGCCUUUACGAAUUAUGUUGAGCUAAGGGACUGGCCAACCAUUGUGAAAUUUGCCGAUCGUUGUGUCUUUCUGUUGUACGUUUUCAUUUACUUAUUGCUUUUCUGGAUAUAUGUGCCCUUACAGCAUGUUAAAAAUUUAAACCAUUCUUAUGCUCUUUGCGCUAGUUGA
Molecule: messenger RNA, 1287 nt
Organism: Anopheles moucheti
Lineage: Eukaryota; Metazoa; Arthropoda; Insecta; Diptera; Culicidae
Product: neuronal acetylcholine receptor subunit alpha-2-like
Exons: 9
Biological process (GO): monoatomic ion transmembrane transport; nervous system process; signal transduction
Cellular component (GO): membrane; synapse; neuron projection
Molecular function (GO): extracellular ligand-gated monoatomic ion channel activity; transmembrane signaling receptor activity; neurotransmitter receptor activity
Source: RefSeq, a predicted model, not a curated record